AAAAUUUUGUGUCAGCUUAAAGGGCUGUUGCCUGAUUAAUAGCACUCUUAUUUACACUCUUAAGAACACACAAGAAAAUUUGUUGCAAAAUUGUUUUUUUUUAUUAUUUAAAGCAGUGGAAUAGUGUAUGAAGUUGAAAUACAAAUAAAUAAAGCAGACACAUUAAAUUCUUUUUUUAAGUGACUAAAUAAACUGAUAUGACAGUCAAACAAAAGUAAUUAAAAAAACAAUGGCAGAAUAAAUUAUGUUAACUGAUGUGAAAAGAUUUUAUACACUUUGAAAAGGAUUAGUAUAUUAGACAAACAUUAGUAUAAAACAAACAUUUCGGAUAUAUAGAAUAGUAUAACAUAUAAAAUAAACAUGAAUUCAAAGGAGGUGGCUGCCUUGAAAAAAUGUUCAGAGCGGAUAAAGAAAGACCUGGAUCCAACAUAUCCCUUUCUUCAUUCGCUGUAUGCAAAUGAUGUCAUAUCACAUGAGCAAAUGGAGACAAUAAUGGCAAUCAGUGUCAGCUUAGAAAGAGUCACAAAGUUACUAACUAUAUUACCAAGAAGAGGUCCGAGCGCUUUCACAACUUUUCGUAACCUUUUAUCAAAAGAUUACCAUUGGCUCGCUGAAGACCUAGAUGCCGCUUUAAGAAUAAAAAGGAAGGAUGCCACUAAAGAGGAAAUACACUUGAAGCUUAUCAAUGUGAUCAAUAACCAGGUCGUACCCCUCGUUUUCCCUGAAACUUUUAACUUUGUCAGCAGCAAGGACCAUAUCCAUCAUACUAUUACCAAACUUGGUGAUUUGACCAGAAUACUGGAGAAAAGGGUUCUUAAAGCGUUAGAGCUGAUGAAAACUUCGACCAAGACCAUUUGCAUUGAAACCCUCAUUAAUGAGAAGCUCAAAGCAGAUAGAUCUGCAGAUGCCUUAAGUACGGAAAUCAAGGAAUUAAAAAGGAGGGCCAAACAGGAUGAGAAAUUGAAGAAGGAAAAUGAAAAGCUUAAAAGAACAAACGAAAGCUUGAUGAAGAAGCUAAAGGAGAAAAGUCAGGAAAUUAAAGAUGGUAAAAAACACUACAGUCACUUGAAAAGGGAAAAAGAUGAAGCAACAAAGAAAGUCGAGCAGUUGAAGAGGGAAAUACAAUGCAUGAAGAAAGAAAUUGAGUCUACAAAUUCUAUGUGUGAAAUAACACCUUUGUACGGGAAUUAAAAACUGAAUAUAUGUACAUAUUAAGUAAAGCUGUUAGGAUACAUUUUAUGAUAUUUAAGACAAUGUCUUUUAAAGUCAGGCUUCAAACAGGCAAAAUACAUUAUUAUGAAAAAAGGAAAUAACUUGAAACCAGGACCUCUCAUGUUUUACCUAAUGGGUCGGGAUAAUCCCUGAAGCAAUAAACCUGGUUAAAAUUCAACAAAGAUCUUAAAUAUACAUAUUUGGCAGUGUCCUAUAUUUCAUUUUUUACACAUAAUCAAAAUUUUAAGUAAACAAGUAGCCUUAAGCAAUAAUCUAUCUAAAAUGCUUACUUUUGGUAUGUUUCCAAAAGUUGAAAAACUAUAUAAACCACAUUUAUGUUAUACUAUGUAUGACAGUUUUAUAUUUACCUAUCAUAACAUGUAUAAAUGAUAUUGAUUGUGACACUUAGUUUUUAACUAUUAUUUGCUAGAUGUUAAGAUACUAUACAUGUAUAAAUGAUUGAUUAUGACACUUUGUUUUCAACUAUUAUCUGCUAUAUGUUAAGACAUUAUUUAGAUUUGAAUACAUAUUACAAAUAAAAUUCAUUAUGAAUACAAUAUUAAAUUAUUAUUUGUGCAUAUUGCCUUUGAAUUACUGUAUAUUCACACUGAAUUGUUCUCCCUCAGCAUAUGCUGGUCAUUCUAAAGCUGAAUACCAAAAUCAAGAGGCUUAAAUGC
Messenger RNA from Ruditapes philippinarum (Manila clam), 1889 nucleotides. RefSeq lists its product as uncharacterized. The record is from RefSeq and is a predicted model, not a curated record. Gene Ontology annotation, biological process: regulation of apoptotic process. The transcript has 2 exons. Bases 361 to 1191 code for a protein of 276 amino acids. Lineage: Eukaryota; Metazoa; Mollusca; Bivalvia; Venerida; Veneridae.